GUGGACCUUUCCAAAGACAUCCAGCACUGGGAGUCCCUGAAGCCUGAGGAGAAGUACUUCAUUUCUCACGUCCUCGCCUUCUUUGCUGCCAGCGAUGGCAUCGUCAACGAGAACCUGGUGCGUAGAGCAGCCCUGACAGGAGCUGCACUUGAAGUACAAAUCACAGAAGCUCGAUGUUUCUAUGGCUUCCAGAUUGCCAUGGAAAACAUACAUUCUGAAAUGUACAGUCUUCUUAUUGACACCUACAUUAAAGAUUCUAAAGAGAGGGAAUUUCUUUUUAAUGCCAUUGAAACAUUACCAUGUGUUAAAAAGAAGGCUGACUGGGCCAUGCGCUGGAUUGGGGACAAGAAAGCAACAUAUGGAGAACGUGUAGUAGCUUUUGCGGCAGUGGAAGGAAUCUUCUUUUCUGGCUCAUUUGCAUCAAUAUUUUGGCUGAAGAAAAGAGGCUUAAUGCCUGGGCUCACUUUUUCUAACGAACUCAUCAGUAGAGAUGAGGGCUUGCACUGUGAUUUUGCCUGCCUCAUGUUCAAGCACUUGAUACACAAGCCAUCAGAGGAGAGAGUAAAGGAAAUCAUCAUGAAUGCUGUUCUCAUCGAACAGGAAUUCUUGACGGAGGCACUGCCUGUAAAACUGAUUGGCAUGAACUGCACUUUAAUGAAACAGUACAUAGAGUUUGUAGCAGAUCGGCUUAUGUUGGAACUGGGAUUUAACAAGAUAUACAAAGCAGAGAAUCCUUUUGACUUCAUGGAAAACAUCUCUCUGGAAGGCAAGACCAAUUUCUUUGAGAAGCGAGUAGGUGAAUAUCAGAGGAUGGGAGUCAUGUCGAAGCCCACAGACAACUCUUUCACCCUGGAUGCAGAAUUUUAAAUGAACUGAGACCAUAUGAGUUAGUGUGUAUGCUCCCCUGUUUACAGGGAAACAUUAAAUAUAUUGAGUCACAGUGUGACUUGAUUCCUGUACUAAAAUCCCACUCUUAAAGUGUGGUGAUAGUGGUACUUUUCAGGAGGCUAGUGUAGCUCCAGCAGUAAAAUCCCUUUUUAUUAGACUUUGCCAAUGGUGUUAAUUCAUAGAAUGUUUAGUUGUUGCUCUUGGAACAUAUGCUACUCCAUUUUGUGAAAGAAACGGGCACCUUCCUUCUGCAAGA
Molecule: messenger RNA, 1144 nt
Organism: Antrostomus carolinensis (chuck-will's-widow)
Lineage: Eukaryota; Metazoa; Chordata; Aves; Caprimulgiformes; Caprimulgidae
Product: ribonucleoside-diphosphate reductase subunit M2
Exons: 7
Biological process (GO): deoxyribonucleotide biosynthetic process
Cellular component (GO): cytosol
Molecular function (GO): ribonucleoside-diphosphate reductase activity, thioredoxin disulfide as acceptor
Source: RefSeq, a predicted model, not a curated record